Messenger RNA from Pteronotus mesoamericanus, 399 nucleotides. It is a transcript of the gene KCNE1, whose product is annotated as potassium voltage-gated channel subfamily E regulatory subunit 1. The record is from RefSeq and is a predicted model, not a curated record. The transcript has a single exon. Gene Ontology annotation, molecular function: voltage-gated potassium channel activity involved in ventricular cardiac muscle cell action potential repolarization; potassium channel regulator activity; transmembrane transporter binding. Bases 1 to 399 code for a protein of 132 amino acids. Gene Ontology annotation, biological process: regulation of heart rate by cardiac conduction; regulation of ventricular cardiac muscle cell membrane repolarization; negative regulation of delayed rectifier potassium channel activity. Gene Ontology annotation, cellular component: membrane. NCBI's taxonomy places the organism in Eukaryota, Metazoa, Chordata, Mammalia, Chiroptera, Mormoopidae.
AUGUCCAGGAUGGCCCUGUCUAACACCACAGCGAUGACACCCUUCUCGACCAAGUUGUGGCAGGAGACAGUUCAACAGGGCGGCAACGUGUCAGAGCUGGCCCGCCGGGUCCCCGGGGACAGCCACGGUGAGAUGGAGGCGCUCUACAUCCUCAUGCUGCUGGGCUUCUUCGGUUUCUUCACACUGGGCAUCAUGCUCAGUUACAUCCGCUCCAAGAAGAUGGAGCACUCCCACGACCCCUUCAACGUGUACAUCGAGUCCGACGCUUGGCAGCAGAAAGACAAGGCGUACUUCCAGGCCCGGGUCCUGGAGAGCUUCAGGGCGUGCUACGUCAUUGAAAACCAGCUGGCUAUGGAACGACCCAGCAUGUACCUUCCCGAGAUGAAGACUUCAUGCUGA